Messenger RNA from Colletotrichum scovillei, 1603 nucleotides. RefSeq lists its product as uncharacterized. Gene Ontology annotation, cellular component: kinetochore. Gene Ontology annotation, biological process: kinetochore assembly. NCBI's taxonomy places the organism in Eukaryota, Fungi, Ascomycota, Sordariomycetes, Glomerellales, Glomerellaceae. The record is from RefSeq and is a predicted model, not a curated record. The transcript is spliced from 3 exons. Bases 190 to 897 code for a protein of 235 amino acids.
CCUUGCUCCGCCAUCCAUCCGGAUCCGAAACCAAAAGCUGCCGAUUUUCCGUGAGUUCGGGGGUUUUGAGUGCGAUUCUGAGUGAGUCGCGCGUCGCGUCCGGAGGGCGGGGCGGUGACAUUUCGGACAUCGGGCUCAUCCAUACAAACCUGAAUUUCUGCCAUCUGAUGGUAAAAGUCAUUUUCGACCAUGGAUGAGCUACCAAAUCGAAGCCUUUCGACAGCAAACAAAGCCGAUAAACUGCCCACCCUUUUACUUUCCAACGACGAGCAGCGCGUCCUUGCUCUUUACGAUGAGCUUCGCGACCUCGAGAUCAAGGUCGCCUUGGUGAAGGCACAACAGAGCCAUGUCUCAGACUCAACAACACCAAGCACAGAAGCAAAUGUGAGAAAGGCUCAGCAGGACGCGUCGACGGCGCGUGCGGGAUGGCUUCUGAGGAACAAUAUCACGGAUAGUGUCAUGACUGCCAACCCCAUUCUCAAAGCUGUCCAUGGGAGCACACAGUCAACGCCCAUCGAAACUGACCUCCUACCACACAUCCGCGCCCGCGACAACGUCUCUGUUGCCCUAGCCAACAAAUCAGAAGACAUCCGCGGUCUCAUCAAGCAGCUGACCGAGGUGGAAGCCGAGAGCCUACGAGUCGGGCGGAAAAACGUGGAGCUCACAGCCGAGAUCCUCAGGCUUACUGAGGAUGCGGAAAAGAAAAGUGCGGGCGAGACUGACAACCCCGCCGUGCAGGCGGAGACGGCCAGACUUGAAGCCGAGAUGAAGGCGAGCAGGCAGCGGUGGAAAGUUAUGAAAGGCACCGCCAGCGCUGUGGUCGUUGGCAGCGGCGUAGACUGGUCCAGAGAUGAAGCGCUGCGCGACGUAGUGCUGGACCCCGAAGAUGACGAAUGAAAAGCUUGCUAGACCCUGGAGAUCUGAAGCUCACGUUGGCCCACGAUGCGCAUGGGGCAGGGGCGGACAAAGGCACCUGAACGCCGUGGGAGGCUGCGGACAGACGCCCAGAAUCCAGGUAUGGUAUACGUAUACUCAGGCUCGCAGGCCCAUGACAACAUCAUCUCAGGAAUCAGGGCUCUAAGAUGGUGCCAAAUUACAAUGGCGUAUUACCACCGGCUUGAGGGGCUCGUCAAAUGGAGUGGACCGAAACCCAAGACGUCAGUACCUCGGAACGUUCGCUUCAACCCGCCCUACGCAGGUUGUAUGCAGGUACGGGCCCUCAGAGGCUCGGUCAACUCGUGACCGCGGUCUUCACUAGGCUGGCGGGCCAUACGGUUGGCAUUACCAGAUCAUCGUGCUCGCUCUGCCCUGCGGACGAUGGAUCUACUGUUGCUCAUAGUAGUGUAUCUGUACGGCACGGCAUCGGCACCUGAGGACACCACCUAAACUUCUGAAGGCACUUGUGGAUUCCAAGUUCACCUUCGGCCCCUGCCGGCUCACGAAAUUGGACAGGGCUUAGCGGCACCUCGGACGCUAUGACCACGGUGAUGUCGAAUCACGUGGGUGAGCUUGGCUCCAAGAUCUGCUCCUGUGGCCAAUGCUUGAGCUUGAUCAGCUGCUCUGUCUACCUAGGUAUGUAGUUGGAUCGCUGGAAAGUAUGAGA